Molecule: messenger RNA, 862 nt
Organism: Megachile rotundata (alfalfa leafcutting bee)
Lineage: Eukaryota; Metazoa; Arthropoda; Insecta; Hymenoptera; Megachilidae
Product: NADH dehydrogenase [ubiquinone] 1 alpha subcomplex subunit 7
Biological process (GO): ATP synthesis coupled electron transport; mitochondrial electron transport, NADH to ubiquinone
Cellular component (GO): mitochondrial inner membrane; respiratory chain complex I
Source: RefSeq, a predicted model, not a curated record
UAAUUUUCGAUAUAUCGAUAGUAGGAUAGUCAAGUUGUUCAAGUUACGAAGUGAAAUUUUGUUUGUGAUUUUAAAUCACUGAUUUGUACUGGAGGUGAUUUAUAUAGUUAAUUAAAUAUUAAAAAUGUCGAGAAAAAUCGAGCAUCGUCAAGUAACUCCACUGUUACAAAUAUUUCGAGAGUUGAUACGAGGUAAACCUAUUAAAGAGGGAUUGAGAUUUACAGACGAAUUAGCUUCACGUACACAGCCAGACCCAAAUGUACCUGGUGGACCAUAUCAUAAAACAUCAAAAGUAUAUUACUUUACACGUGAUGCUAGACGUCUUGUUGAACCUCCAAUUGAAGUAGUUUCACGUAAACAAGUAACAGCAGGGAAAGAUGCUCCUAGUGAAAUUAAAAGCUGUACUCCAGGCGCUACUACGCAGGUUUCUCGCGCGACGAGGAUGACCCUCUACAUGGUGUCACACUACUGGGAUCUCCUCCCGUGAAAACGGCUAAUGGAUCACGGAAUCAACUAAACUAUGCGGAUCAACCAACAGUUCCGUCGAUUUUUUAUACAAUCGAACGAUUUUUCGAGGGCGUUUUACUCGUUGGUGCACAAUGACCUCUUGCUAUAUGGCAUUAUUCGACUUUCGAAUCUACGGAUUUUCAAAUUUUGGAAACUUGGAAAUUCACGUAGUUUUAAUUUACAAAUUUUUUCGUUCAGAAGUUUGGAAAUUUUGGGAUUUGCAAUUUUGAAAAUCAGGAGCUUGGAAAUUUAGAAAUUGUCAAGUUCAGAAGUUUACAAAUUUAGAAAUUGUCGAAUUCAGAAGUUUAUAAGUUUAGAAAUAAUCAAAUUCAUGAGCUUACAGAAAUUUGGAGAU